AUGCUCUGUGUUAUCUUGGGAACUGUUAAUUGUUCUUUAGAGCAUCUUUGGGCUUUCUUGGGAAUUGUAAAGUGUAUAUCUUGUGAAUCUGAGAUGUUCAUUAGAGCACUUUGGGUUAUCUUAGGAACUGUUAAUUAUAUGUCUUGUGAAUUUGGGGUGUUCUCUAGAGCAUCUCUAGACUUUCUUGAGAAUUGUGAAGUGUAUGUCUUGUGA
This is a messenger RNA of Cetraspora pellucida, 213 nucleotides long. NCBI's taxonomy places the organism in Eukaryota, Fungi, Glomeromycota, Glomeromycetes, Diversisporales, Gigasporaceae. The record is from the annotation of a GenBank genome assembly.